Haliotis rufescens (red abalone) is the source of this 1483-nucleotide messenger RNA. Its product is annotated as citramalyl-CoA lyase, mitochondrial-like. The record is from RefSeq and is a predicted model, not a curated record. NCBI's taxonomy places the organism in Eukaryota, Metazoa, Mollusca, Gastropoda, Lepetellida, Haliotidae. The transcript has 7 exons. Bases 305 to 1396 code for a protein of 363 amino acids. Gene Ontology annotation, molecular function: (S)-citramalyl-CoA lyase activity. Gene Ontology annotation, biological process: regulation of cobalamin catabolic process.
ACGCGCUGGGAAGGAGCUUGGAAGCGUCAUGGUCCACGGGAGGUAACUCUCAAAUUAUAUCCCUUCAAUGCAUGGCCGCGGAGUUCAGGAUUUGUCUGCCGAGCAAAAAGAAUGAAUAAGAACCCCAAGCACCUUCAUAGCGUGUGACACCCUCGCUGCACUCUCGGUAACAUCGCAGCGAUAGUAUAGAGAGCUCCGCGAACGGGAUAUCGCUGUGAGGAGCUUGAUUAACCCCCAAUUGCUGGUAGUCAAGUCAAGAAAUCAGAUGCUGGUGGGGCGGCUUUGAUAAGCCUGACUCCAAGGGAUGAAGAUGAGGACUAUUUCAACUCUAAGUGGUUGUGUGAAGCAACUGAUGUCACAGACUCCCAGGGUGUGUGCAUCACAGACGACCCGUGUACCCCCAAUACUCACCCCCUCAGCCACCCGUGCCCCGCCCUGCUUGGUCCCACACCGAUGCUACUCAGACAGGGCAGAAGCCUACCACGAGCGGCCGUACAUUCCGCGGCGGACCCUCAUGUAUGUUCCUGGACAUGAUGUGAAGAAGUUGCGGAAAGUCCCGAAUCUCGGAGUGGAUUGUGCUGUGUUGGAGUGCGAAGAUGGAGUGGCUCUUAAUAAGAAGGCUGAAGCUAGAGAGAACAUCCGUCAGAUGCUGGAUGAAGUGGACUUCUCAGGCGUGGACUGUGCACUCCGAGUCAACUCUGUUUCCAGUGGUCUGAUGGAACAGGAUUUGAAGGUCAUCUUCAAGGCUGACCGGCUACCUCAAACAAUACUCCUGCCUAAAGUGGACACUGUAGAAGAUCUAACGCAGUUCACUGACCUCCUGCGAGCUGUGACUGCUGACCACAAGGGCUACUGUCCAUACCUGCUGACCUAUGUGGAGAGUGCCCAGGGCGUCCUAAACAUGCAGGACGUCCUACAGAAGGCCAGACAGUACUCAACACAGGGUGUGUUCCACAUGGACGGUGUCGUGUUUGGCUCAGACGACUUCUGUGCAGAUAUUGGAGCAGUGAGGACGACUGAUGCAAGGGAACUGACCUACGCCAGACAGAAGGUGGUGAUGGUGGCCAAGGCGUUCCGACUGCAGGCCAUUGACCUGGUGUUCAUUGAUAUCAAAGACACAGAGUCUCUCCGACAUCAGUCGUUGGAGGGGGCAAGGUUGGGGUACACUGGGAAACAGGUCAUCCAUCCCGGUCAGGUCUCCACUGUUCGCGAUGCCUUCACUCCGAGUGGAGAGCGAGUGCAGUGGGCGAUGGAGCUGGUUGCAGCAUUUGAACAGCACCAGGACUCGGGCAAGGGGGCUUUCACCUUUCACGGAAAUAUGAUCGACAUGCCUUUACUACUGCAAGCCAAGAAUAUCCUGAAAAUUGUAAAGAAUAUUGAGUCAUCGGGUUCCUAACAGAUUAUUGUUUGUGAUUUCAGUAAAUUUUGAAUGUGUUGACAUGUAACAUGUAGUAUUUAUGGCAAGUAAAAUAUAAUAAAAACA